Vicia villosa (hairy vetch) is the source of this 1907-nucleotide messenger RNA. RefSeq lists its product as uncharacterized. The record is from RefSeq and is a predicted model, not a curated record. Bases 794 to 1648 code for a protein of 284 amino acids. Lineage: Eukaryota; Viridiplantae; Streptophyta; Magnoliopsida; Fabales; Fabaceae. The transcript is spliced from 3 exons.
UUCUUUUACUGAUAUACUGAUUUCAGUCUCAACUACAGCUGUUGCACGAAGGAGGAAGAUUAAAGAAGCUUCUGCCCCAAAAGAGUCUGAGACAUCUAAAAGCGACAAACCAAACGAAAGUGAUUCGAUCGUCACGGAUAAGAAGCCCACGAGCUCGAAACCCCCAACGGGUUCGAAGCGUAAAGCUUCUUCGACCAAUGCCUCAGAUGGUGAAGACAAAUCUCCUCCUCAAACUAGACAAGGACAGAAAAAGAAACACAAAGCUGUUACCCCUUCAAGAAAAGGGAAAAAGGCAAGUCCUUCAAAAGCUGCUUCUCCUGGCAAUAAGGCGUCUUCUGAAGAGUCUCCUUUGAAGACUGCCAGCAAUGCUCUUGUUUUGGAAAGUCAUAACUCAAGCCCAGACAAUAAUCCACCCAAGGAUGAUGCUGGCACUGCUACUUCUGGUUUCAAAGACCCUGGCCUCACCAUUGAUGUUGAUAAACUUUAUGGUAAUUGUUAAAUUUCAACUUUCGUCAAUUAAAACUUUCGAAGGCUUAACCUCACGAUUAACUUGGCUUCGUUCGAAACAGAUACUUCUCAAGCUAGAACCCAUGUUCUCUCACCAGUCUUCGAAGACGUUAGGCCAAUUGCCACUAUAUUGCCUAAUGAGCCAAUCGAAGAAAGCCAAUCUACUGACGAAUCCCCACCUACUCACCAAGGCAAAGAUUUGGAAGAGGAUCAUCCAUUCUCCGGCAGCGACAAUGUGAACCAGCAAUCACAUGGCAACGAAGAUUCUGCAUCGGAGAAAGAUGCCAUGGAGGAGAUUUCUCAACCAGAAAAACCAAUUUCUCAAGGAACUUCGACUCCCGAUGUAAAAACUAUUCCUGAGACAACUUCGACGCCUGCUCCUACGAAGCCUACUCCUUCGGAGCUUGAACAACUUAAACAAACUGAUCCUCUUGGGUUCCUAAGGGCUAUCAUGAAUGUGAAUACUUCUUCACUUUCGGAGCCUGAUGUCUCUCCAGCUGUAACUGCAGAUUCUAGUGACAAGGAAGAUACUCCUAAUCUUCUUCGACAGAUAAAAGAGAGAUUCUUUGGGGUCAAUCUUGUAGAUGUUCUCAACCGGGACCCUGUUAAAAGCUACAACUUAAAUCAACUUUUAAAGAAAGUAGAUUUGCUUCAAGUUUCCCCAGAAGUCUCAGAGAUGAUUGUUCUGCUAGGCUCUCUCCUUGAACAACUCCAAGCUGACAUUCUUCGAAAGCAAAACGUCGAGAAAGAAUUAUCUAAGAUAGUGGCCUCUCAUGACUCUUCAUGGAAUUCUGCUGUGGAAGCCACAAAACAAGGUGAAGCCCUCAAGCUUAAACAUUCGGCGAAUCAAAAAGCCAUUGAUGAAUAUGAGAAGAAAAUAAGCUCCUGGAAACAAGAAAUAAAAAUGCUCGAGGGCAAGAUAAAGGAAGCUGAAAGUAGCCAAGCAGCCCUCCAAGAAUCUAACCAACAAGAUUUGCUCGAAGUGGUGCAGUCAGGAAUCAAACAUUUCGAGACUGCACAGAAGUUAGUGCCAGAGAUCGAAAAGUUGAAGAAACAAAGGGCACUAAUUGAACUUCGAAUGUCCUCAUGGGAAACUCAAUAUCUGAAGAUCAAAAGGGAUCUCCCUGAGGACUUUAGCUAGAUGUCUUCAAUCUUGUUUCAUUUGUUGGAUUUUUAUUUUGUAAUCGAGACAUAUAAUAUUUGUACGCCUGACUCCCAUUUCUAUCUAUAAUAUUUGCUUGCAUUAAUUUUAACAAAUCUUUCAAUUUUCUGCCAAAUAUAUCUUUAGAUUUCCUACAGUGCUUUUAUUAAAUACAACAUGUAGAACCUGAACAUCCUUCGCAGCACUCUUGCCUCUAGACUUGACGUUUCCACUUCUUCUAGCCAUAAUCAUUAUUAAA